This is a messenger RNA of Trachemys scripta elegans, 1450 nucleotides long. It is a transcript of the gene SNX22, whose product is annotated as sorting nexin 22. The transcript is spliced from 6 exons. NCBI's taxonomy places the organism in Eukaryota, Metazoa, Chordata, Testudines, Emydidae. The record is from RefSeq and is a predicted model, not a curated record. The coding region runs from base 391 to 948 and encodes 185 amino acids. Gene Ontology annotation, molecular function: phosphatidylinositol phosphate binding.
GGAACACUAGCAGCGAAGACGCAGACCCAAGGUCGGACUCAGGCUGUCAGCCCUCGCUGGUGUCUGCGCCCCUAGGUCUUCCCUGAGUCCCUGCCAGGGUUACCGCUGCUGGCCGGAUUACAGCCGGUGACACAGCAGAGGUGCCCGGCUCCAGCUGGGCGGUGUGGUGGCCCGGUGCCAGGCUAACCGCCGCGCAGGGCGGCCCCUGGGUGCCAUGCCCCAGGCUGUCUCGGGGGCUGGGCGCUGGGGGCGGCCGGGAGCGGGAGGGCCGCCACUCCGGGGACCAGUCCCGAGCGGGGAUAGACGCGUGCUACGGGCGGGCGCCGGGGGCGGGGCCCGGAGCGGGGCAGCGAUGAAUGGAGCGGGCUCCCCAGCCCGACCUGCGGCGCGAUGAUCGCGGUGUCUAUCCCCGCGGUGGGGCCGGGGGCCGAGGCCGAGCCGAGCCCGGAGAAGACGCACACGGUGUUUACGGUGGAGGUGCUGUGCAAUGGCCGGAAACAUACCAUUGAGAAGCGUUACAGCGAGUUCCAUGCCCUGCAUAAAAGGAUAAAGAAGAUGUGCAAGGUCCCAGAUUUCCCCCCCAAGCGAGUCCCCAACUGGAUGUCAAAGGUGCAGGAGCAGCGGCGGCAGGGCCUGGAGGUUUACAUUCAGGGCGUCCUGUACUACAACAAGGAGCUGCCUAAGGAUCUGCUGGACUUCCUGAAGCUCAGGCACUUUCAGCAGGAUGCCAAGGCCAGCAGCCUGGACCACGGCUUCCUGCUCUCCCACCGGCCGGUUAUGAUCUUCCACAGAGACCCAUAUGUGCUUCCCUCCUCUACAGAGCUGCUGCCAGACAUAGUUCUGAGUGGUGUGUUGCGAGGCUUCUACAGACCAGCAAGCUCCUGCUGGGGGAAGGCAGUCCCAAAGUGCUUGGCAGAGCCCCAAGUGCUUAGCCAGCAGGGCUCAUGAGGAUAUCCACCACAGAGCCAUUGCUCAGGCUUCACCAGCCCCACUACUGGAGUGGGAGCACCGCUCGGUUGUCCUAUCUAGGAAUUGCUGACUUAUCUCAGUGGCUGUGCCUUCCUUUCCCCUGGGACUUGUUCCUGCCUUCCCACACAUGGGGUGGACAAAAGGGGGAGAUGCUGCUGAGCCUGGGGGCUGGUGCCUAACACACAUGGAGAUUGUGCUGGAAGCUCCUGAGGGACUGUUCUCAGUGAGCACUUGGGGUAGCUGUCAGGCCAGACCCUAACUGCUCCAGCAGUGCUGUCUCUGGCCAUAGCAAGUGGAAGUGCUGCCACCUGCACUAUGGCUGGGGUGGCCAGGCUCCUGCCCCUGCCAGGCUAGAUAGAGCCUGGGGAGGGGGGUGAGAUGGUGUCCCCGACCCAUGCAGAGCCCCAGGAUUGGCCUCCUGCAGGCUAAAGGGAACUGUGCAGAUGUAUAUAGGCAAUAAAUCACUCAGGUCUGGUUUGAA